UACUUUAUUUAUUUUCGUGAUCUUUUUCUAUAAAAGUUUAAUAUUAAAAAAAAAGCAAAAGACGCAUUUGGUUCUGGUGGGCUGUUCGUAGUCUCCAAAAGCUGCAUAAAAGCUUUUCGUUUUUAGGGUUUUCCAUUCCAUCUGCUUCGGACGAAGAGAGAGUGAGCGAUAGAGAGAAAGAGAGCUCUGAGUCCGUUGAAUCACUAAAAAAUGGCGGCUUCUUCUCUGCUCAGAUCUACAGCCUCAGCUCCGUUGAUCGAAGCCUCGCGUGCUGAGCUCGCGGCCUCGUCCUCCGCUUCUUUCAAGGUGUCAAGCGUUGGAUUUGGUCGCAAUCUGAGCCGUCCAAAGGUGCAAUCAAGCAUAUUUGGCACUUCCAUCCCAAGCGGCUCGUCUUCUUUACAGAUAUGUAGCGCCAGGAGUGUCCAACCUAUCAAAGCCACAGCCACUGAGCUACCACCCACAAUCCAGAGAUCAGGGUGUGGUGGGAAGACAAAGGUUGGGAUCAAUGGGUUUGGUCGGAUUGGAAGGUUGGUUCUCCGAGUAGCAACCUCUAGAGAUGAUAUAGAAGUGGUUGCGGUCAAUGAUCCUUUAGUUGAUGCUAAGUACAUGGCUUACAUGUUUAAGUAUGACUCCACGCAUGGAGUAUUCGACGGAUCAAUUAGUGUUGUUGAUGAUUCCACCUUGGAAAUAAAUGGGAAGACGAUUAAAGUUGUGAGCAAAAGAGAUCCUGCGGAGAUCCCUUGGGGUGAUUAUGGCGUUGAGUAUGUUGUCGAAUCUUCUGGGAUUUUUACAACAGUUGAGAAGGCUUCAUUACAUAAAAAGGGUGGUGCAAAGAAAGUGGUAAUAUCAGCUCCGUCAGCAGAUGCACCCAUGUUUGUGGUAGGAGUAAAUGAGCGUACAUACAAGCCAAAUAUGGACAUCGUUUCUAAUGCAAGCUGUACUACCAACUGCCUUGCUCCUCUUGCCAAGGUGAUUCAUGAGGAAUUUGGUAUUCUUGAAGGUUUGAUGACAACUGUGCAUGCAACUACAGCAACACAAAAGACAGUUGAUGGCCCUUCGAUGAAGGAUUGGAGAGGGGGCCGAGGAGCUGGACAGAAUAUCAUCCCAAGUUCAACUGGUGCUGCAAAGGCUGUUGGAAAAGUUCUACCAGAACUGAAUGGAAAGCUUACUGGUAUGGCCUUCCGUGUCCCAACUCCUAAUGUAUCUGUGGUGGACUUAACUUGUCGACUUGAGAAGACUUCUUCUUAUGAGGAUGUCAAAGCAGCCAUCAGGUAUGCUGCUGAUGGGCCACUUAGAGGCAUCCUUGGUUACACUGAAGAAGAUGUAGUAUCCAAUGAUUUUGUUGGUGACUCAAGGUCCAGUAUAUUUGAUGCCAAGGCUGGGUUAGCACUUAGUUCUUCCUUCGUUAAGCUUGUUUCGUGGUACGACAAUGAGUGGGGAUACAGCAACCGAGUUUUGGACCUCAUAGAGCACAUGGCAUUGGUGGCAGCAUCAUAAGUCUCGGUCGCCGAGUGCCACCACAAUUUUAGAGCUUGCUGUUGCUACGAGUUUGGUUGAAGAGUAGUUAUACAAAUCCCUUUUUUUAUCAACGUUGAGAUUUAGUCGUCACAUAAUUCUAUGUGAAAAUAAUGGAAAUUCGAUUUGCAUGAGCUCUCGGCUUGUUUGGGCCAAUGCAUCAUUUGUACUGCAUUAUAAUAUACAGCUCCGUUGAAGGAGCUUUCUCCUUGAGCUCUGCCCAAGAAGCCU
This is a messenger RNA of Prunus dulcis (almond), 1746 nucleotides long. RefSeq names its product glyceraldehyde-3-phosphate dehydrogenase GAPCP1, chloroplastic-like. Gene Ontology annotation, biological process: glucose metabolic process. The transcript has 14 exons. Gene Ontology annotation, molecular function: NAD binding; oxidoreductase activity, acting on the aldehyde or oxo group of donors, NAD or NADP as acceptor; NADP binding. The record is from RefSeq and is a predicted model, not a curated record. NCBI's taxonomy places the organism in Eukaryota, Viridiplantae, Streptophyta, Magnoliopsida, Rosales, Rosaceae. Bases 211 to 1497 code for a protein of 428 amino acids.